Colletotrichum graminicola M1.001 is the source of this 855-nucleotide messenger RNA. RefSeq names its product phosphoglycerate mutase. Gene Ontology annotation, molecular function: fructose-2,6-bisphosphate 2-phosphatase activity. Gene Ontology annotation, cellular component: cytosol. The transcript has 2 exons. NCBI's taxonomy places the organism in Eukaryota, Fungi, Ascomycota, Sordariomycetes, Glomerellales, Glomerellaceae. The record is from RefSeq and is a predicted model, not a curated record. The coding region runs from base 1 to 855 and encodes 284 amino acids. Gene Ontology annotation, biological process: fructose 1,6-bisphosphate metabolic process; regulation of pentose-phosphate shunt; positive regulation of DNA repair.
AUGGGCGCAGUUCAUCUCUACCUCGUCCGCCACGGCGAAUCAGUGGACAACGUCGCGAACCUCUUUGCAGGGUCUCGCGACGCGCCUCUUACGUCACAUGGCGUCCUCCAAGCCAGACGUCUGGGUGCUCACCUCGCCACACGAACCGCCUCGGCCUCGGCUAGCAUCACGCACAUCUUCGCUUCAAACCUCCAACGCGCCCAUCGCACUGCCGCAGCGGUCCGCGAUGCCGUUGACUCGCACCCCUCCGCCUCGUCGUCGAGAGUUGGCGCGAUUGAGGUCGUGCAGCUUCCUGAGCUCCGGGAAAAGCAUUUUGGCACAGGUGAGGGGCAGAAGUUUGGCGCCCGCAUGGGCUCUGGCCCUGACAGACCCAGGCACGAGGGUGCUGAGGACCAAGGGGCCAUGCGUAUGCGAGCUGAGCGGUUCGUUGAGGACUACCUUGCUCCUAUAUUCGCUUGUAUGGAAGCGGAGUCCGGGGACGGCGCGGAAAGCAUUGUCAUCGUCGCUCACGGUAUCAUCCUGGGCGUGUUGGCGAGGGUUCUCUGCACCGUUGGAAGUUUUGCUGCUGUAGGGCCUGUCACAAAGGAUCGCAUACAUUUCUCGUGGAGCAAUACCGGUUACGUUGAGAUGCACAUCACGACGACGCCGGUAUCGAGCGCGUCAAAGCAAGCGGUGCCCACUGUCAAGUGGCCCGGUCUGGCGCUCAAGACCGUCGCAGUCAACUGCACCGACCACCUUCGAGGGCUCAAAAAGACCGGCGGCGGUAUUGGCAGCGCAGAAUUUGACGAGAAGCAAAAGACGCUCAGGUUGUUUUUUGCGCCCACGUCAAAGAAGCGCAAACAUGACGAGGCCUGA